Molecule: messenger RNA, 3711 nt
Organism: Actinia tenebrosa (Australian red waratah sea anemone)
Lineage: Eukaryota; Metazoa; Cnidaria; Anthozoa; Actiniaria; Actiniidae
Product: medium-chain acyl-CoA ligase ACSF2, mitochondrial
Source: RefSeq, a predicted model, not a curated record
CCCAGCAUAACAUAUAAAUAUUUGCCGAAGAAAACUUCAGCUUCUCAGACAAGAUCAGACGGUGUGCUGUUGCUUCGUAGCCGUGUUUUUAAUCCUCGUUGGCCUGGAGAAUUUUUUCUUAAACUAGAAAACGAAUGUCGGUCCCAAUGAGCUACUACCACAAACCAAGAACAAACCCUCUUGACAACAGAACCCUCUUUCAAUUUCUCGACCACAACACCACUCAACAUCCUGACAAAGAAGCCAUCGUUUUCUACAACGAAAACAGCAACCGCUCCUGUCUGACAUUCCAGCAACUCAAAGACCAAUCCAUCAAGUUUGCGGCUUCACUUCUCAAACUUGGCUUCAAAAGAGGCGACAGAGUUCUCAUCUACGCUCCCAACAGUCUUGAGUUUGUUAUUUGCUGGAUAGCGUUAAUUCGAAUUGGAGCAUGCCCAGUGCUGAAAAGUCCUGGAGACGUUGAAUGGCAGGAAUUUGAUUUAGCUAAAGAACUCAAGUGCAGAGGUUUAAUAUGUAGUCUUAAUGUCACAGAAAGCAUAAGAAGUCGGUUAGUGAGUGAGAUUGCAUCUGAUCAUGCGCAGUCAAACGUAGAAAUUAUCAUCACGAUUGACCAAGAUGAUGUCGUUAUUGCGCAUGCGCAGGUGCACAAGUUUGAAGAUCUCAUAAAGCAAAGCAAGGAAGACGAAGUGAUUGAGGUCAAAACUACCCAGACCAAGAUAGACGCGGAAGAGACAUUACUCGUAUGUUUUACAUCUGGAAGUAUAGGAAAGCUAAAGGCUGUUUCCUUCACUCAUCACAAUGUUGUAAACGCGUUCAAUCUAACCAUUUCUGGAAUCACCGCUGGUACAACAAAAGUCUGCCUCGCAAGGUACAUGGCUUGGAGUUACGGAGCCGUUCUGCUCGCCAGUACUCUGAUCAAUGCCAUGACUUGCAUUACAUGUGUUUGCAGUAAUAUAUCAAUGAAGGAUUCUUUCAAAUAUCUUUUUGAUAUUGUUGAGAAAGAACAAUGCACAGGGUGUGGUAUUCCACCUCAACAUGUACAUCAACUUGUCCGAAACAAAUUCCACAACAGUCAUGAAUUUUCUUCCUUGAAAACCUGGAGCUUUGGCAGCCAGAUCAUCCAUCGUAAAACAAUUCAAUCUCUCCUGGAGGUCUUUCCUGAUAAAAGGUCUAUUCUUGUGUACGCAGCAACCGAGGUACUUACAGUUGCAAUUCAGCCAUUAUGUCACUCAACCAUCACCAAGAAAGAAGACUACGGCAAAAUGUACAUGCUACCCGACAUCGAGGUCAAGGUCAUCGAUGAACAAGGUCACGUGGUUCCUCUAGGGAACAAAGGAGAAAUCUGUGUGCGUGGACCAAAGGUCUUCCUCGAGUAUCUCGAGGAUCCCGAGGGAUCAGCAAAGGCAAAGAAGGCCAAUGGAUGGGUUCACACUUCUGACUAUGGAAUCAUGUUUGACCGAGCGAGGAUAAAAGUACUGGGGAGAAAAACUGAUUUGAUUGACAGCCAAAAUCAGACUGUGUUUCCGGUUGAAGUGGAGGAGAUCCUGAUUGAGCACCCAGAUGUCUUGGAUGUCGUAGCUGUUGGAGUACCUAGGAAUGACGGGAAGGAAGACAUCUGCGCAUGCGUCAUUGAGGCUCCUGGGUCGAACCUGAAGGAGAAAGUCGAAGAGCUACACAAAUGGUGUGAGCAGGAAUACUCCGUUGCUAAUAGCAACCACCUUAAACCUAAAUACAUUAUAACUUUAGAGGCUUUCCCUAUCGCUCGUUCUKGUAAAAUAGAUCGUCGCGCUAUGGCCCAAUUAGCAAAACUGAAUGUGUAUUUCCUUAACAAGAUGGCUUCAAUGAUGAGCUACUACCACAAACAAAGACCAAACCCACUUGAAAAUCGAAGGGUCUUUGAGUAUCUAGACGAGAACGCAUCUAGAAUACCUGACAAAGAAUUACUGGUUUUCUUUGAUGAGUACAACAAAAGGUCCUCGCUUAGUUUCAAGGAGUUCAGUGAUCGUACCCGGUCCCUUGCCGCAGCCCUGGCCGAGCAGGGCAUAAGACGAGGGAAUACUGUUCUCAUCUGCGCCCCUAACUGCCAUGAGUAUGCGAUCGCCAUUCUUGCGUUAAGUCGUAUUGGGGCAUGCGCGUUCAUGCUCAACUCAUUCGAUCUGACAGAAGCAAUGGAGAAUCAGCUUAGAAAACUGAAAUGCGAGGGAGUUAUUUUUGGUCUUGACCUAGAAGUCGACCCCCAAGAAAGAGAACGGGCUUUAGAGGUACUGAAAGGUUUAAUUGCUCUAAGCUCAGAUCAGAAUAAUUUCCUAAAAAUGGUAGCUUUGAUUGGGGGAAAUGAAAAUACGAAGAGUGAAAUCCAACAUGAGAAUGUUUCGACCUUCGAAGAGUUGCUUGAAAAGGGGUCCCACAUGGGUAAAUCUGCCCUAGAUGAGCUCCAAAGAAAUGUUGACAGCGAGGAUCUUUUGUUUGCUAUCCAAUCUUCUGGUACAAAUGAGCAGCGCAAAGCUACCGGCCUCACUCACCAUUGCAUUGUCAAUGUGAUUAAUCUCGAUGUACAAGGCGGCUUUGAAGAAGAUUCUGUGACAUUCUCAGGUUGGCCAAUCUGCUGGGCUAGUGAAACACCAGCGUUUAUCGCAGCUACAAUGGUGGGUUUCACUUUCAUUACUGCACCGUUCUCCAAGAUCACGUCUGAAGAUUCGUUCCACUUCAUGCUCAAAAUCAUCGAGCAGGAAAAAUGUGAUGACUGCCAUAUUCCACAACAACAUGUCGCGAAACUCCUAUCAGAGAACUUCCAGGACAAGUAUGAUUUGUCAACUGUUGAAAGCUUUGGUUAUGGCGGCCAGUUUGUUCCUCGCAAGACUAUCCGUUCGCUCUUGAAUGCCUUCCCUUCAAAGUUUGCGAUCUUGUUGUACGCAUCCACAGAAGCCCUGCUUGUAGGACUCCAGCCAUUAACCAAAGAAAGUUUAGACAAUUCUGACGACUUUGGAAAGAUGUUUAUUGUGCCUGACAUGGAAGUUAAGAUCGUAGAUGAAGAAGGAUUGGUUGUUCCUCUCGGGACAAAAGGUGAAAUCUGUGUUCGCGGGCUCAAGAUCUUUAAGGAGUACAUCGGGAAUCCCGAAGCAACGUCGAGGGCAAAAACGAAAUCCGGAUGGUUCUUCUCGAAGGAUUAUGGCAUCAUGUACGAAGGUGGGAAGAUAAAAAUCAUGGGAAGAGAGUCAGACAUCAUCUUACGAGGAGACCAAAAGUUCUUCCCAAUAGAGUUCGAAGAUAUCUUACAAGAGCAUCCGGAUGUCCUUGCAGCUAUAGUUGUUGGCGUUCCUGAUAAACUUCUCAAGAAAGAGAUAUGCGCAUGCGUGAUUGAGGUUCCCGGAUCUAAUUUAAAAUCGAGGGUUGCUGAGCUGAAGGAAUGGUGCAACAAGGAGUUUUCUAAGUCCCCGGAUGUUAAAGGCGUGGUCCCUAAGUAUUUUGUAUUUAUGGAAGAAUUUCCUAUAAAAAGUCGUUUGAAAAUUCAUCGUCAAGCUAUUGAGCAGUUUGCCGUUAACAAACUAGGACUGCAGUAAUUGUAAAUUUUCAAACUAAUGAGAAUCAACUGAAUGCACGAGUUUAAUAUAUUUUUUUGCUUACUUGUACGUACAUUAGAUUUUUCCUACUGAAAUUUUAUUGCAACACUUUGGUUGCUUCCGAAAAUUUAUUCCUCAUUCUUAAAUUUAU